UCGGCGGAAGUUCCUCAGUCAACCAAGGCGGGAAAUACCCACAACUUCCGCUCGUGAAAACAGAGCCUCGGCUUUUGUGUACAUUUUUCAAAACUUACUUUUCUGCCUUCUUGAGGUUGCGGCAAACACAAGAGAGAUUUUUGCUCUGCGUCACUUUAGGACCGAAUCAUGCAAGCGUUUCUGAAAGGAGCAAGUGUUCCGGCAACAAGACCCCAGAAAGACAAGUGUGGAGCCAGCGUCGAGAAGAAAGCCAAGCUUGUUCCAUGGGUUGAGAAAUAUAGGCCAAAGCGUGUGGAUGAAGUUGCCUUUCAGGAGGAAGUGGUGGCGGUGCUGAAGAAAUCACUGGAAGGAGCAGAUCUCCCGAAUUUGCUCUUCUAUGGUCCACCUGGCACAGGAAAGACGUCGACCAUAUUGGCUGCUGCUAGGGAACUUUAUGGUCCAGAACUGUACAAGCAGAGGGUGCUGGAGCUCAAUGCCUCAGACGAAAGAGGAAUUCAGGUCGUCAGAGAGAAGGUCAAAAACUUUGCUCAGCUCACUGUCGCCGGGUCUCGGCCAGACGGGAAGCCAUGUCCUCCUUUUAAGAUCAUCAUCCUGGACGAGGCUGACUCCAUGACGGCGCCAGCACAGGCUGCCCUUAGAAGAACCAUGGAAAAAGAGUCUCGCACCACACGAUUCUGUCUCAUUUGCAACUACAUCAGCAGGAUCAUUGAACCCUUAACUUCCAGAUGUUCCAAGUUCCGUUUUAAACUCCUUGCCAAUCAGAUCCAAGAGAAGCGUCUGCUGGAUAUCUGUGAGAAGGAGAAACUCAAAUACACAAAAGAGAGUAUAUCAGCAUUGGUCAAGGUGUCAGAGGGAGACCUGCGGAAAGCCAUCACCUUCCUUCAGAGUGCCGCUCGUCUCAAUGUGGAUAAUGAGAUAACAGAAGCUUCUGUCAUUGAAAUAGCUGGGGUUGUCCCUGCCGAGAUGAUCGACAGUUUGCUUGAGGUCUGCUUUAAAGGAACAUUUGAGAAACUUGAGGUCGCAAUCAAGAACAUGGUGGAUGAAGGUUACGCAGCCACGCAGAUCCUGAAUCAACUUCAUGACUGCAUUAUGGAGCACGAAUUAAGUGACAAACACAAGUCUGUCAUUGCUGAAAAAAUGGCGGUGGUGGACAAAUGCCUGUCGGAUGGAGCAGAUGAAUACCUGCAGUUGCUGAGUCUAUGUUCAACAAUCAUGCAGCAAGCCCCCCAGAACAACUGAAUAUGCAUCGCUACCAACACAAUCUUCCACACUGAUGUUGACUAAGAUGAGCAUUUGUCAAAUCAUCCAUUGAACGCGUCUUUAUUUAUUGGAUACAACCUCUAACAAUCUCAGUAACUACUAUUGCAUGUAAUACUAAUUUUCAAAGGGUAUACUGCAUUUUUACCCUUCUACUGUGGGUAAACACCUGAACCUGACUGUGAUUGACAAAUAUUACGCCUGUCGUUUGUAAUUAAAACGUAAAAUUAUUUUUUUUGGGUCACUGCAUGCAAUAAUGGCUUAAGUUAAGCCAUUAUAUCUCACAUUCAAAUGAAAACCAUGAAACAGAUGUGCAAAAGUUGAUUUAAGUAAAAAACAAUCCCCGUACAAUGUCAUUAACAUUAAAUUUAACAGCUAUGA
Messenger RNA from Nerophis ophidion (straightnose pipefish), 1638 nucleotides. RefSeq names its product replication factor C (activator 1) 4 (gene rfc4). Gene Ontology annotation, biological process: DNA-templated DNA replication; DNA repair. The transcript has 11 exons. Bases 169 to 1239 code for a protein of 356 amino acids. Gene Ontology annotation, cellular component: nucleus; DNA replication factor C complex. Gene Ontology annotation, molecular function: DNA clamp loader activity; ATP binding; ATP hydrolysis activity. NCBI's taxonomy places the organism in Eukaryota, Metazoa, Chordata, Actinopteri, Syngnathiformes, Syngnathidae. The record is from RefSeq and is a predicted model, not a curated record.